GGGGUGUGGCCCCCUCUAUAUAACCUGCUGGGUGCCCCACCAGGUCAACCACUUGUGACCUGUACACCAUGCUGCGACCAGCUCUUGCCUUCCUGUUGUUCGCCGUCGUCAUGGCGGUGGUCUCUGCCGAAGACGAGAAGACGAAAGGAGCUGAUGACGACCUCCAGAGGUCCGAGACCUUCUGGGGAGGCUACGGCGGACGAGGAUGGGGAGGAGGAUAUGGUGGAUAUGGUGGACUUGGAAGUGGAGGAUAUGGCGGUUAUGGUGGAAGAGGAUAUAGCGGAUAUGGCGGAUAUGGAGGAUAUGGAGGCUACGGUGGAUAUGGUGGAUAUGGAGGAGGAUACGGUGGAUACGGCGGAUAUGGAGGAGGAUACGGUGGCGGUUAUGGUGGAUAUGGCGGAUACGGUGGAUACGGAGGACGAGGAUGGGGCCGAGGCUAUGGUGGACAUGGAUACUGGGGUUGAACACCCUAACUGAUCUCACCCCAACUCUUCAACGAUCCAGCUUUAACCAUGUGAUAAUUUGUGUGACCAAUGUGCAAUGUAAAGUAUUUCUACACUUUCUAAAAUAAAUUAAAUUAAAAUCA
Macrosteles quadrilineatus (aster leafhopper) is the source of this 586-nucleotide messenger RNA. RefSeq names its product keratin-associated protein 19-2-like. NCBI's taxonomy places the organism in Eukaryota, Metazoa, Arthropoda, Insecta, Hemiptera, Cicadellidae. The coding region runs from base 69 to 464 and encodes 131 amino acids. The record is from RefSeq and is a predicted model, not a curated record. The transcript has 3 exons.